Molecule: messenger RNA, 5140 nt
Organism: Prorocentrum cordatum
Lineage: Eukaryota; Dinophyceae; Prorocentrales; Prorocentraceae
Source: the annotation of a GenBank genome assembly
AUGCUGAAUGCGUAUCUGGAAGUUGUUAUCGGGCUGAAGGGUGCGAACGUUGAGACCCUGGAGGCCAUUGUUUCGGUGCUGCAGAUGAUCAACGUGCUCGGCAUCAGUCGGUUGGUAGGUGGUGAUUGGGAUACUGAUGCUCCUGAGUUGGACAAUUGGAUUCACGCAGUACGAGGUGUUCGUGUUGCCAGCAGGAGUUUCUCGGCCAAGACUGCGCUUGGACAGAUGUCGCUGAAACCCGGCUCCCUCGAGGCGGUGUUCGAAAUCGGCCUCGACGUGCUGGCGGAGUUGUUCAUGAGGUGUGAAGCCUUGCUCAAAUGGCCUCGUGACCGCAUCCAGACCCGCCUGGUCCGCUUGGGGAAACUCUUAGGCGGGCACAGGCUGAUCGCAUUGCUCAACUCUGAUCAGGUUCACGCGCUCUGGAGGGCGGGCUUUAUUCCUGCUGCUGGCCACGGGGCGGGGAUUAGUGCGCUGUCGGGCCCGACGGUGAUGAAGUUGCAGUCUAUUCCGGGGACUUUAGUGGGCGCGAAGCGGACUAGAUCCCUGACAUCUUGGUUCGCUACACAGACUGGCUCCCUGUAUGACCCCAUUUGGGAUGCCACCGCCUCCCUAAUUCAAAGAUGUGCAAGGCUGCUGUGGGACGCCGGGUUGGCGAGGGCCUGGGCGGCCAUGCAAGACAAGCUUGCUGUGCGGGCCACGUGGAACGAUUCCCGAGGCGAGCCCCAGGCCGCUGGCCCGCACGGCGACCAGUGCCUCUCGGCCCGCUCCCCGGGCCGCCGGCGAUCGGUCGCCGACGGCAUGCCCAUCACUCCGAUCUGCGGCAUGACCAGCCCGUCCGGCGGCGCCUCCACAGAGGAGGGGGCCACCCUGCUGGAGGCUGAGAUCACCGCCUUUGACCUGGCAGUGAGAGGCUCGGGCACGGCGGCGGCGCCGCCGGCGCGGCCCCGGCGGCGGCCGCAGGCGCACCCCGCCCGCGCGGCCGCCCCUGCCGCCGCCGCCGCCGCGGCCGCCGCCGGCGCGCCCGGGCAUUUCGCGGCGCGGCCCGGCAGCGACGGCACGGCGGCACGGCGGCACGAGCGGAGGCUGCGCAGGGGCCGCCGCCGGAGCGGACCGAACGGCACGGCGCCGCUCGGGGGCGGCGGCACGGCCGCGGCCUGCGGGGCCGGGGGCGCAGGCGGGACCCUCGGCUGCGCGGCGCCGGCGGGCGUUUGCGGCCAGCUCUUGGCGGACCGCCGCGCGGGCAGGUCGGAGAUCAGAGACGGGGACCAGGGCACGUCCAAGGGGGGUCCUCUCCUUGCUGCUCGGUUGCCACAGUCCUUCGGCUGCUCGUCGCUCGUAUCCUUGCAGCUCGGCGCUGUGGGGCAGCCCGCGGGCGCGCGGGCCGGCGGGCCUCGGCCGGGCCUGGCUGCCGUGGAGCACUUCCGGGCGCGCGGGCACCUGGAGGCGGGGCUCGACCCCCUGCUGCGCACGCGCGGGACCCUGGUGCCGAAGGUGGCCUGGUGGGACGCCGCACCGAGCGAGCCGGGGGGCGCGAGCUCGAGUACGGGGCGGCCGGCGCUGGGCGCGGAGGGAGGCGGCCGCGCCGGCGCGGCCAGGUGCGGCUGGCUGUUCGUGGGCUCGGAGCUGGAGCACGUUGGCCGCGGCGCGUGGUGGCGGCGCGGGGAGCUGCUUGGCUUCCUGCGCGACACCUACUGCGGCAGCAUCGGCUUCGAGGCCGGGCACCUGGUCUCCCACUCCGAGCGGCGGUGGUGGCAGCGCGCCGCCGAGCGGCGGCCGGCGCCUUGGCUGGACCCUCCCACGAGCCGGCGCCGGCAGAUCAUCCGGCUCCUGCUGCGCGCCUCGCUCUUCACGGAGUUCCUGAACAUGAAGUUCCCCACGAGCAAGUUCUUCGGGCUCCACGGCAUCGAGGCCCUGAUCCCCGGCCUCUACCGGCUCUGCCGCCGCUCCGCAGGCCACGGCGUCGAGAGCGUGGAGCUGGGCCUCGCGCACCGGGGGCGCCUCAGCAUCCAGUCGAACCUGCUUGGCAAGCCGAUGGGCCUCAUCUGCGCGGAGAUGCAGGAGAACCCCAGCGACUUCCACGUGGGCGAUGUGAAGUACCACACGGGCUUCGCUGGCAUCCUCCAUGGUGCUGGCGUCGAGGAGGACCCCGAUCAGCUCACGGUGCGGGUUCGCAUCACGCCCAACCCGAGCCACCUGGAGGCGGUGGGGCCCGUGGUGGUCGGACGGGUCCGCUCCAUGCAGGAUGCCCUCGGCGGCGGCGAGCAGGCGCGGAAGAGGGUCGUGGGGGCCGUCGUCCACGGGGACGCGGCCCUCUCCGGGCUCGGCGUGCCCUUCGAGUGCAUGAACCUGGCGGGGCUGGACGGCUACGAGACCGGUGGCACGAUCCACGUCGUCCUGAACAACCAGGUCGGCUUCACCACCCCCCCGCACCAGGGGCGCUCCACGCGGCACCCGAGCGACAUCGCCAAGGCCAUGGACGUGCCGGUGCUGCACGUCAACGCGGAUGAUGUCGAGGCGGUGGAUUACGUCUUCAGCCUCGCCGCGGACUGGAGGGCGGAGUUCGGCCGAGACGUGGUUGUGGACUUGGUCGGAUACCGACGCUAUGGCCACAACGAGCAGGACCAGCCCGACGUCUACGCGCCGAUGUCGUACGCUCGGGUUCGGGGGCAUCCGAUGGUGGACGAGCUGUACGGUGCGAAGCUCGUGCAGGCUGGUGCGGUGGGAGAGGAGGACAUCGCUGAGAUGAAGAGGGAGGUGCUGGGCGAGUUCGAGGCCCAGUAUGCAGAGAUGACUUGCCACCGUCAGAGCGGAGUCGAGUGGCUCCGCGACAACUACAGUGGCACCGUCACCCUUUGGGGCCGGAAAGACCCCUUCGAGGCACCUCGGCAGCCGACGGGCGUCCCUUUGGAGACCCUGCGCCGCAUCACGACGGCGUGCACGACGCCCCCGCAAGGAUUCUCUCUGCACCCGACUGUGGCGCAGAUGCUCGAGAAGCGGCGGCGAAUAGUCACCGAGGGGCCUGGCGUCAGGGUCGAUUGGGCGACGGCGGAGAUGCUGGCCUUUGCGACCAUCCUGCUCUUCCGGGACGUGUGGGCAGGGAACAGCGGGACCGGACCCUGGCAAGUGGAUCGGGACCGCUUCCUGGCGCACCUCAACAUCCGGCUCUCGGGCCAGGACAGCGCGCGCGGCACGUUCAACCACCGCCACGCCCUGAUCCACGACAUGCAGACGGGGGCCGAGUGGCGGCCCCUCGAAGCCAUGGCGCCGGGGCAGCAGGCGCGCUUCUCGGUGUUCAACAGCCCGCUGAGCGAGAUGGCCGUCGUGGCCUUCGAGUACGGCUACUCGGUGGAGGACGCCCGGACGCUGGUGUGCUGGGAGGCACAGUUCGGAGACUUCGCGAACAACGCGCAGGUGGCCAUCGACCAGUUCAUCGCCUCGGGCGAGGAGAAGUGGGGGCAGGGCUCCUCCCUUGUGCUGCUCCUACCGCACGGAUACGACGGGCAGGGGCCCGAUCACAGCUCGGCGCGCCUGGAGCGGUUCCUGCAACUGGUCAACGACGACCCGGACCACCUCCCCGGCACCUCGCCCAAGGAUGUCCGAGACAUCGAGCGGGCCUUCGACGUCCUGGACAAGACGUCGGCGGGCGUCAUCUCGAAGGAGGAGGUGAUGGACUACCUCUCCGAGCUCCAGAAGGCGAACCUGACGGAGGAGCGGACGGCCGAGGAGGUCUGGGCGGAGGUCGCCUCCGAGCUGCACGGUGCGGACCACGAGCGCCGCGGGAUCGACCGCGCGCAGUGGCGCCAGAUCAUGACGACGUGGAUGCGGCGGCACCCGAGGAGCAGACCAACCUCUUCGUGGUCAACGUCAGCACCCCGGCGCAGUACUUCCACUGCCUGCGCAGGCAGGCCCACAUGCCCUACAGGACUCCGAAGCCCCUCGUGGUCAUGGCGCCGAAGUACCUCCUCCACCACUCCAAGGCGACCUCGGCGCUCGAGGACUUUGGCCCGGGGCAGUUCUUCCGCCAGGUCAUCGUGGACUACAACCCGCAGGCCUCCGAGUACGCGGGCCUCGGCGACAACACGCGGCACCUGGCCCUGCUCAGGAGCGGCGCCCCCGCCAUGGAGAGGCCGGCGAACGUGCGCCGGCUGAUCAUCUGCAGCGGGCAGAUGUAUUACACCCUCUCGAACGCGCGGAGGGCGCGCAAGGUCAAGGACGUUGCCUUGAUGCGGCUGGAGCAGAUCGCGCCUUUUCCCCACGACAGGAUCACGGAGGCCAUAUCGUUCUACCCCAGCGCCGAGGUAAUGUGGUGCCAGGAGGAGCCGAAGAACAUGGGUGCCUGGUUCUACGUGCGGCCGAGGCUCCAGACCGCUCUGCGCUUGUGCUCGGCCAGCUUCCGCAGGCACGUCGAGGUGCGGUACGCGGGCCGUCCCGUCUCGGCCGUCACGGCCACGGGCUCGCCCCACAUCCACCAGCAGGAGCAGAGGCGCAUCGUGGACGCGGCCUUCGCCGCCUGAGCCCCCGCUCCUUCCUCCUCCUCCUCCUCCUCCUCCUCCUCCUCCUCCUCCUCCUCCUCCUCCUCCUCCUCCUCCUCCUCCUCCUCCUCCUCCCGCCCCUGCGAGGCCCGGCCUCCACGGAAGAGGGCGCCUCGGUCGCACCGAUUGCCCUCCUCGGAGGUGACCGUGCGAGCGUCCAGCUUUCCGCGGAGGAGGGCGCCUCGGUCGCCUCACUGGCCCUCCUCGGUCGGUCGCACCGCUUGCCCUCCUCGGAAGUGGCCGCGCGACCUUCCAGCUUCCGCGGAGGAGGGCGCCUCGGUCUCGCCGCGGGCCCUGAUCGGAGGAAGUGGCCGCGCGACCGUCCAGCUUUCCGCGGAAGAGGGCGACUCGGUCGCUCCGCUGGCCAUCCUCCGAGGAAGUGGCCGCGCGACCUUCCAGCUUUUCGCAGAGGAAGGCGCCUCGGUCUUACCGAAUACCCUCCUCGGAGGUGGCCGCGCGACCGUCCAGCGUUCCACCGAGGAGGGCGCCUCGGUCUCGCCGCUGGCCCUCUUUGAAGGUGGCCGCGCGCCCGCCCGCCCGAGCGGAGCGCAGAGGCCCCAUGGGGCUCCGCCCGCCAGCGAGCAGCGGCCCGCGCGAGGCGAGGAGAA